Molecule: messenger RNA, 2307 nt
Organism: Plasmodium inui San Antonio 1
Lineage: Eukaryota; Apicomplexa; Aconoidasida; Haemosporida; Plasmodiidae
Exons: 2
Coding region: 1-2307 (768 amino acids)
Biological process (GO): protection from non-homologous end joining at telomere; interstrand cross-link repair; double-strand break repair via nonhomologous end joining
Molecular function (GO): 5'-3' DNA exonuclease activity; damaged DNA binding
Source: RefSeq, a predicted model, not a curated record
AUGGUUGAGGAUAACAUACAUGUGAUUCAGAAUGACCCGCUCAUUAUCGUAGAUAAAUUCCCCUACACCAGGAAGAAGGAAAGAGUCACAGACGAACAAGAGGAAGAAGAAAAAAAAAAAAAAAUCACGAAGAUAUAUUUCUUGACUCAUUUCCACGCUGAUCAUUACAGCAACAUAAAUAAAUACUUCCACGAGAACGUCUUCUCCUCGACCAUAACGAAAAAGUUGUUAACAAACAUAAUUGGAGUGAAUGAAAAAUAUAUACACAAUUUAAAAAUUAAUAAGAAUUACCAUCUUUUCAAUUUCGAAAUAAUUUUUAUCGACGCAAAUCAUUGUCCUGGAUCUGUAAUUAUCUAUUUUGAAUUUGCAAAUGGAACAAAAAUCAUACACACAGGCGAUUUCCGCUAUUCCAAUGUUCAUACCUUUUUGAUAAAAAAAGUGUUAACUUAUAAAAGGAAUGAAAAAAAUAGAGAACACAGAAUGGAAACAUUGAGUCCGACAAAAUGGAAGGAACAAAGCAGCAAAGGGGAGUUGUCCACCGGGAUGAAAAGGGGCUUCUCCUGGAAGGACAAUCCAUACAGCAUCCAUUUCAGUAGCGUACAUUUAAAUAUCUAUAAAAGAAAAACUUACAUUGUAAAUUUUGAAGAGUUCAGAAUAGCUUAUUUAAAAAAUGUUGAAGAUUUAAUUUGGGGACUUAAAUCUGUGGGAAAAGAAUUUUAUUUGUAUGAUUCCAUUGAAAAGGAAAAUUACUUUAACUUUUUCAUUUACGUAGAUUUAUCUCUAUAUUUUAAUCAGAACGAAGUGGACAUGUUGCUUCUGUAUGAUGGCAAUAAAAGGCUAAAUGACAACUUGGUAAUUAACGAGGAAAACGUAAAGAACAUUCACUUUGUCGCGAUCUCUGAUGGGGAAAAGUUAGAAGAUGGAAUCAGUCGUGACGGAACUAACUCCGUUAUGAUGAAAAGGGAGUUGCUUCACCAUUUGUCCGAUAAGUCCGCGUUCAAUCUUAGUAGAAGAAAUGGCGUCAAGUGCGGUAGGACGAAUGAAGAACACGGAAAGGUUAAAAAGGAAGAGGACAUGGACGUGAACGAGCCGCGGUUUACACAUCAGCAUACCAUGGAAGACGAGAAGACAGUGGUAAAAGCGGAAAGAGAGAGCCCAAAUGAUCUCAUCAAGCUUGAAGAUAGUCAAGGUGGGCAAAAAAUAAAUGCCCCUUGUGACGUGAACGAAUCGGAAGAAGGCUCAAAUUAUAUAAGGACCAUUUACCUGGACACAACGUAUGCCCUGUCGAAAAAUAAUUUGUUCGCGCCGCAGAUGUAUUUGAUUAAUUUUAUUAUAUAUAUAUGUAAAAGGAAAGUGAGAGAAGAUUCCGCCGAAGCGGUCGGCGCCACGGUACAGGCGGGGGAGAAGCACAAAUCUAACCUUUCUAGGACGGGGAAACGAACCCGCGCGCAUAAAUAUAAGGACGAGGGAUGGGGAGGCAAAGUGGGUAGAACAAAGAGCGAUGAAAAGAAGGGGACAACCACAUAUGGAGUGGAAAAGAACGGAGCCAGUGGACCGGAGGGUAUGGAUGAGAAGGGCUUAGGGGGAGAAGGGAACACAUCCAAAAAAACCCUAUUCAUGUUUGGAACCUACAACCUGGGGAAGGAAAAAAUUUACCUAAGCGUAUCCGAGGCGUGCAACAUGAAAAUACAUUUUAGGAAUGAAAAGAAAAAAACAAUAAUUGAGUCCUUCUUACACAAUAAAAGUAUGUUAAAUAGAAUAACAGACAACAAGUUGGAAGCGCAGAUCCACAUAGUUGACAUUAAUUACUCGUAUAUAUUCCCCAGAAUUGAAAAAAAUAAAUUUAAAAAUUUAAUAGACGAAGAAAUCGAAAAAGAGUUUGAUUCAUUCUAUUAUAUUAUCCCCACAGGAUGGGUUAAAAAAUAUUCCUUUUAUCAAAAAAAUGAAAUCUCCAUUUUUUUAAUCCCAUAUAGUGAACAUUCGAAUUUAUCAGAAUUGGAAAGCUUUGUAAAAUCUAUCAAGCCCUGUAAUAUAAUCCCUACUGUGUUUUCUAACCCUAAGGAAAAGACGAGGAUCCUAAAUAUCUUCAACUCGUGCCUGAACUUACAGCGCAAAGUGCUCAAUUUUUUGAAAAUAUCGGAUGAGAGUUGUUUGGUCAGGAAUAAAAAAAUAUCCAAAAGAGGCGAAAAAACCAAUUACCCGCGGAAACAAAUUGUAAGAGGCAAUAUUGGGGGCGGAAAAACUUCCAUUGAUAGCUGCCAACCCAAGUUGACGUCGUUUUUUCCCUUCAUAAAAAGGAAGGAGUGA